ACGAACGAGCUGCAACUUCAGGUGGUGUUUCGAACGGAUUGAUUCUUGAAAGAAAAAAUUACAAAAUAAAAAAUUUGAAAAAAAAAGAGUCGAAGUUGAGACGGGCGAGUGUGAAAAAUUGAGUAGUGCAAAAUAUGCGCGAAACGCGCCAAUGAGAAUUAAGAACGAACGUACGACAAUCGGCACAGAUGAGUGACAGCUGAAGACGUGUUGGAAUUAUUUGGCACGAUUUCAAUUCCCGAUUAAUACAAGCAAAGGUGCAGAUCUAUCGCCUAGAUUAAAUUGGCAACUGCGAACGAACCGUGAUGAUGAUUAUUAUUUUACGGAAACCGAUCGGCGAUCGGUUGGAAGAAGAAAUGAUACAGAAGUAUGGAAAGAGAGAGAGAGGAGGUAGGAAAAUGGGGAGAACGAAGAAAUUGGCGAGUGCGCUGAUUUUCAGGCUUAUUUGAAAAUCGCCAAAAUUUUCGGCGAACAGAAGGAAGCGAAGAAGGAGAGAAGCAGAUGAAAAAGAGGAAACGGCGGGGACGCGCAGCUUCGAUAUAAUAUAUAAGGCGUGCUAGAAUUUGGCCCGGUUUUCACUCUACCUACAUUUUACGUACCUCGCACGAGCAGCUCAUAUUCCUAACGGGCUUCGUCAACUUCUCGUUUCCAUCUGAUAACUCGAUAUUACAGGCCCAUUAAAUUCCCAUAGUCAAUCGCCCGGCUCUUCACGCUCACCUGUAUCCGAAGAAAUCAAAAACCAAAAAAGUCAAAAACGUGAAAACCGAAGGGAGGAAAAUAAAAUAGAAAAAAAAAACGCGAAACGUUUCAACGAUAUCGUGAUACCGUUUUUAAAGGGUUGUUUUUUUUUUUUUUUAUAAUCCCUCACCUGAAGCGACUUUUGCAGCAGACAAUUAUCGAAAAAAAAAACGGAAAAAAAAUUCAUCGAAAUAAAAAUAUCCCCGAAGAAGUUUGGAGAAAUUUUUUUUCUCGUACCGCAAAUAUUAUAAUUACAGAUCCGAUAAGUUUCUUGGUGUACAAAAAUGAUGUCAUAUUAGUCGCUACACUGAUCCACAUGUAUAACGACUUUUACUUCUAUCUACGAUGUGCCUACGUUGUAACGAAAUUACCGUAAAAAGUUUAUCUUUCGCGGCAACGCCUAUACCGAAUUUUUUGCCACUCGACGAUUUUUCGUUUUGGUCACUGGUUGUUUUUCUUUCUCUUUUCAUUUUUUAUUUUCUUCUUCUCUAGUUAAUACGCUAUGCAGAUACGUACGUAUGUCCAAAAAGCACAUAAUUCGUGUUUCUUUCCACGAUUUCUCUCUCUUGGAGAGAAAGAGAGAAAGAAAAUAAAAGGCAAAUAUGUGUCUAGAUUCACGUGCGCAAGGAACACCAAAAUUCUUUUGAAAAAAAAAAAGAUAGAAAAAGUCCGGAAUUACUGUAAUUAUCAUUAUAUCAUACCAUAAUUAUUGUUACCAUCUACGUUGCACCCGAUGGUUAAAUUCAUUCUCAAAUAUCAUCGUCACUCAACGAUGCUGUUUUUUUGAAAAACGAGAGGAUCGUUCGAUUGGAUAAAAUUUUCGAAACAGAUCAGGUCGGGUAUCUUGGAGAUCGGGAAGUCGGAGAGAAGAAAAAAAUGUAAUUUGUUCCUAAUUUGCGUAUAGAAAUUCCGACGAACUGACCUCUAAAAUUGACGCGAUCAUGUUCACCCUCUCCGACGACGAGAGGAUGAAAAAAAAAAAUGUCAACGAAUUUCAAGCAGGGAUCGUUAACCACGUCGUAUACAAAAUUUGCGUCGCGUAUCGGAUGCGAGGAUUAGAAAUUCAUGAGAAAAUAACUCGAGCGUUUGAUCCGGACAAUUUGAAUGCUAUUAAACCAAUAGCGAAAUCGUGUAACGAUCGUCGGUUGCACUAAAUACGCAAUUAAUUACCAAAUUCAUCAGCGAUCUAUUUGGCAAAAAAACUGGGCAACAAUUAUCGCUCAAUUGUCGCUAAUUUAAGGAGGAGGUCGCUUCGCCGCCGUCAUAAUAAUCUGCAAGUCUGGAGAUAUUUUGUUGGCUUUGUUUUUUUUUUUUUUUUCGCCAUCAAGUUUUACGUUAAAAAUUCAAAAGAUCGAUCGAUCUCUGCAGCCUUACGGCUGCUACCCCGGGGGUAUAAUAGGCGCGGUGGCACCCGCAUGAAUAUUAACGUGGAAAAGAAGAACGGGAAAGAGAGGAGGUAGAAAAAAAAACGAACGAACGACGAAGAACACUCGAGUAUAUAUAUCGCGGGAUGUACACAUUAUUUGCGGAUCAUAUUUAUUUCAUCGCGAAAUGGUGCGAUCAAAGUUUCCGCAGUGCUGCAAGUCAAACGUACGAAACAAGACGGGAAAUCGCAGAGAGGAUGCCGAUACGUACAUAUUGAUGAAUCGUUUGAUCCUGAGUAUGGUCGGCCUGUACCCGAAAAAUGGACUGAGGUGUUUGACGGUAGCUUUCUUCAUGCUUCUGAUAGUCGUACCUCAAGUCCUACAAAUUUAUCACUCGACCGAUCUCGGGGUCAUUUUGGAAACAAGCUCCGUUCUGCUCACCAUAUUACUCGCACUAUUGAAAAUGAUAGUUUGGACUUUGAAGAGCAAGGACAUGAGCGAUCUGAUAUCUUACAUGUUCGACGAUUAUUGGAAGGUGGCUAAAAUCGGGGAUGAGACGCCAUCUUGUUUUCUCAGAUACGCCAGGUUCGCCAGGACGUUCACGAGGUGUUACUUUUUUCUCGUGCUGAACGCGUUGCUCCUCUUUUGCGGCUCGCCGUUCGUACGCUCGGCGAUAUCCGUUGAUAACGAGUCGGUUAAUAAGAGUCGUACUUUUUUAUUCCCCGCCAUGUAUCCCGAGGGAUGGACGCAGCGUCCUCUCUACGAGAUCGCACUCGUCUCGCAGGUGAUAGCGACCUUCUCCUGCGCGGCGGUCGUUCUCGCGAUCGACACUAUCGUUGCCACGUCUCUCUUCCUCACCUGCGGACAGUUCAAAAUUGUCCAAAAUAAUCUCAGAGGGCUCGGUAACAACGAAGCGAACAACGACGAAACCGGAGAACGCGGUCAACGCGGCGAAGAAUCCGCCCGACAGAACCGGCAAAUUGUGGAUCGCGAUAAACUAACAACGUACAUCGAUCAUCAUCGAGCCGUGAUCAAGUUUUCGGACAAACUGAACCGUUUGUUCAGCCCGAUAAUGCUGUGCCAAGUUCUGGCCAGCAAUCUGAUCAUUUGUUUGGUCGGGCUGCAGAUGACCUCGACUCUGACGGACGAGGGAAAGGUUCUCAAGUAUUUCGCCUACCUCAUGAUGGCACUUUAUCAGCUGAUGAUGUUCUGCUUGCCCGGCGACGAUCUGAUCAACCAAAGUUCGGCGGUCAGCGACGCCGCCUAUUCCACGAACUGGUACUUGGCCACGGAAUCGUUCAAGGCCGACGUGAUUUUCGUCAUCGUCAGGGGCCAGAAACCCUCGAGAAUAACGGCCGGAAAAUUCAACGUAAUGUGCAUGGAACAUUUCGGAACGGUACUGAGCGCGUCCAUGUCGUAUUUUAUGGUGCUGAGAAGUUUCAGCCAGGGAGACUACGCCGCGAGAUAAUUUCAGGGAAAAAAUCGUACAACAAUUAUGGACAGAUAUUGUAAGAAAACGCUGUAAUUUAUUUUCGUUUAUCAAUGUGUCAGGUAAAAAAAAAAAGAUCCUCCUCGAUGCGUCGAGGUCGUUCUCAACGACGCGAA
Messenger RNA from Athalia rosae (coleseed sawfly), 3707 nucleotides. Its product is annotated as odorant receptor 13a-like. Gene Ontology annotation, cellular component: plasma membrane. Bases 2290 to 3570 code for a protein of 426 amino acids. Gene Ontology annotation, biological process: detection of chemical stimulus involved in sensory perception of smell; sensory perception of smell. Gene Ontology annotation, molecular function: olfactory receptor activity; odorant binding. Lineage: Eukaryota; Metazoa; Arthropoda; Insecta; Hymenoptera; Athaliidae. The record is from RefSeq and is a predicted model, not a curated record. The transcript is spliced from 9 exons.